Molecule: messenger RNA, 651 nt
Organism: Rhopalosiphum maidis (corn leaf aphid)
Lineage: Eukaryota; Metazoa; Arthropoda; Insecta; Hemiptera; Aphididae
Product: small nuclear ribonucleoprotein Sm D2-like
Exons: 3
Coding region: 161-538 (125 amino acids)
Biological process (GO): spliceosomal snRNP assembly; RNA splicing
Cellular component (GO): catalytic step 2 spliceosome; precatalytic spliceosome; U2 snRNP
Molecular function (GO): RNA binding
Source: RefSeq, a predicted model, not a curated record
GACAUUUUGAUUGUCAAUUUUCGGUUUUUUAAAUUGUUUACUAACUAUAUAAUUUUAUUUUACUUCUGUUUCUAUAUAAAAAUUUAAUUUUUUUUAAACAUUCAUUCUUUAAAAUUCAAGCUAUUUAUUAAACAUUUUCCCGUGACACAAAUCCUACACAAUGGCUGCAGUAGCAAAUAAACCAAAAUCUGAAAUGACUCCUGAAGAGUUAGCAAAACGCGAAGAAGAAGAAUUUACUACAGGUCCUAUGUCUGUCUUGACUCAAUCUGUCCGUAACAAUACUCAGGUGCUGAUCAAUUGUCGUAAUAAUAGAAAACUUUUGGCUAGAAUCAAAGCUUUUGACCGACAUUGUAAUAUGGUAUUAGAAAAUGUACGAGAAAUGUGGACUGAAUUACCUAAAACUGGCAAGGGCAAGAAAAAGGCAAAGGCAGUAAGUCGAGACAAGUAUAUUUCUAAAAUGUUUUUACGUGGUGAUUCAGUUAUUUUAGUUGUCAAGAACCCUAAAGAAGCUGUUCGUCAACAACCAGCGGCUCCUUGAAAUAUAUAUUCUCACUUUGUAAGAAUUAGAUUUAAGUAAAAUUCCAUAAAAAGUGUAUAUAUUGAUUACUUUUCUUAUUGUAAUAUAAAUUAAAAAAUCUAUAUUAAACACUU